CGAAACCAACAUGUCUCCAAUGUAAGUAGCGGUACAUACUUCUCACUCAAGUACAUACGUGAAUCCAAGAUUCGGUCUUGCUCAUUGUUGUCGUCAGGUCACAAGAGAAGCGUGCCUUGUGGAGGCUACAAGAAGGAUUUCAAAUGGAGGCCCUUUGAGGAAUCGGCAAUAGCCGGGAAAAGUCUCAAGACCAUACGAAAAGGUACCGGCCUCGUGUCUCCUCCGUGUGGAUCGUUUGUUCCGAAAGUUGGCUGAAACGACGGUGUAGGAGGGAUUCAAAGGUCCAAGAAGUCCUCGGCAGCAGCAACAGUGCGAAUGGGUGGAGGUGGGCAGUUGGAUCUGUCACAGAAUCCGUUCGCUCAAGUGCGGCCAAUGCAGUGUCCGAGUACCGCAACGGACGAUGUUUUCCACGUUGAUCGGAUUUACAUCACCCCCGAUACCGCUCUGGAUCGAUUACCGACUCCGCCCCCAACUACGGCUCUGCCGACUAACGUUGACCUUCUAGAAGAGCUCUACGGCGAUACGUGCAUCGGCGCCCCUGGGGCACCGCUGGAGGCUGAUGUCCAUCAAAUGGGGAUGGAAAUCGCGAGCAGAUCACCCGUCGGUCACAUCGAGGAGUUGCUGGACUUUGUGGGGAACGAGACGGAACUGUACCUUCCGGGGACUCGAUAUUCGGUAGGAGGAAGCGUCAACGAGGUCGAUGGCGACGCAAUCGAAGAGAUGAUACGAGGCGGCGCGAGUCAGACUCGAUUGGUUUCGUCGCCGACCCCUUCCAUGGCGUCGUCGUGUUCCUCCGACUCCCGCUCGUCGCUGGGGGAGAAUUUCGUCCACCUCCAGGACGUCUUCAGACGGCCAGCAGUGAUGGUGGAGUCACCCGAACUGCUGCUCUCUUAUUUCGACAAAAACACAUGCGGCAUCAUGUCUAUCAAAGACGGUCCAACGGAGAAUCCAUGGAGAACCCUCAUCUGGCCACUGGCUCGCGACUCGCAGGCCCUAUACCACGCCAUAUCAUCGAUGACCGCGUUCCAUAUGUCGAGGCAGCGACCACAGCUGCGGGUGGAAGGAAUGGAACACAUGCGCCGAUCGAUCCGCUUCCUGGCACAGGGUCUCUCCCACGGAAACAUCCGGGAAGAUGCCGCAUUGGGGACUACGUUGGUUCUGGCCUUCUCGGAGGCAUUCGAUACUCACAUCUCGACGGGAAUCGAGCACCUACGCGGUGCAAGGGUUUUGAUCAAUCAGGCCCUGGCCAGGAUCUCUCCGCUGAGCGUCAAUUCCGAGGGAUUCCAGCGGCUGCAGUUCCUGUACAACGUGUGGGUGUAUCUGGACGUCCUCGCCGGGCUCACAUCCGACGCCGAGGAAGACAGCAACAACAUGAACCCAAAGAUGUCCUACGCCCCCCUGAUCUCCUCCUUCUCGAUCGAUCCACUGCUCGGUUGCGCGGCUACCCUCUUCCCGCUGAUCGGCCAAGCCGCCCGUCUCGUCCAGCGCGUACGAAAACUCGAAAAGAACUCGGUGGGGAUCAUCGCUGCCGCCAUGGAUCUCAAGCUUCUACUCGAAUCGUGGCAGGUACAGGAGUACUACGAACCGAUCGAAGAUCCGUCUAGCGACGUGGUACAUUGCAUCACCACAGCCGAGGCCUACCGCUGGGCAACACUCCUGUACCUCCACCAGGCGGUCCCGGAACUGCCGUCACCGGAUGCACACGAGCUCGCGGACAAGGUGAUGCGACUGAUCGCCUCCAUCCCCCCGGGCUCCCGCUGCUGCAUCGUACACAUCUACCCGCUGCUCGCGGCCGGCUGCGAAGCCGUCGGCGACGAGGAGCGGAUCUGGGUCAGGGACCGAUGGGAGGGCAUGAUGAAUCGCAUGUGGAUCGGGAACAUCGACAAGGCCUGGCAGGUCGUCAAGGAGGUGUGGUAUCGCCGCGAUGCGUUCCAGGCACGCCAUGCCGCCAUAACCCCGUCGCCUACGCUGUCGCCCUCUUCAUCACCGCGCUCAAAGUAUGCAUCUCCGACGACGACGCCGAUGACAGAUGCUAUGGUUGCGUGGGACGCGGCGUUCGAGCCGGACAACCGACGCCCGGAGCCCCAGCGGGCGAAGAGGUGCAGUACUGACGAUAUACUACGCGAGCAUCGGAAGGGCGAGUGGGAUUACGAGGUGUCGAUCAGAGGGAGUCUCCACUGGCUCGGAGUGAUGAAACACUGGGGCUGGGAGGUUCUGUUGGGGUAAGUUGGCUGUUGUGGGUCUUGUCUUGUUUCAGGGGGUUGGUCACUGGUGUUUUACUUAUUGGCUAUUUCUUUCCUUUGCUUUUCUGUGGAUUCUGGCGUUGUGGUUUACCGUUUCUCGCGCGGACAUGUACUUUGGUUUGGAUACUUGGGAUACCUACUACUUGGCAGUUGCUCGCGUGGCGCAAUUCAAUUACUGUUUU
Molecule: messenger RNA, 2425 nt
Organism: Tricharina praecox
Lineage: Eukaryota; Fungi; Ascomycota; Pezizomycetes; Pezizales; Pyronemataceae
Product: fungal-specific transcription factor domain-containing protein
Exons: 2
Coding region: 316-2226 (636 amino acids)
Biological process (GO): positive regulation of transcription by RNA polymerase II
Cellular component (GO): nucleus
Molecular function (GO): DNA-binding transcription factor activity; transcription cis-regulatory region binding
Source: RefSeq, a predicted model, not a curated record